Messenger RNA from Botrytis sinoallii, 1515 nucleotides. RefSeq lists its product as uncharacterized. The record is from RefSeq and is a predicted model, not a curated record. Bases 1 to 1515 code for a protein of 504 amino acids. Lineage: Eukaryota; Fungi; Ascomycota; Leotiomycetes; Helotiales; Sclerotiniaceae. The transcript is spliced from 5 exons.
AUGCAUUCUUCCAAAUCCCAAGCCAUCUUCUGUCUCAUCAUCUCCCAAGUCCUUACAACCACCGCUUCUCCCGCCCCCGUCAAAGCCCGCGAAGCACUCGCUCCCAUCCCCUCCAACUUCAACCCCGGAAUCUUCGCCAUACAGCCCAACAACGGCGGCGGCGCCUCCGACAACUGCGGCAAUGGCCCUAUCACUCUCAACCGCGACACAUGGACAUCCCACAACAUGGACCAACUAAUCAGCGACAUAUUCUCAACUGGAAUGAGCGAUCCCAAUUUCGAUUUCCACCAAACAUUUGGCAACCGCUACAAUGUAGAUUUCUACUGUCCCAACAGCUUCGAUAACUGCGACACUACCCCCGCCAGCUGCAGCGCUCUGAGCGGAACGCCUGCAGAAAAGGAACAGGGUUGGUUGGGAAUCAAAGCGAUGAUGAAUGUGCAGCAGAUGUAUCUGCAAUGGGAAAAAGUCAUGAGUAAUUCGCUUGAUACGCUUACGCAGACUAGUGCGGAUUUUUCAAUCUUGACGGUUAUCUCCGGCGGUCUUGCCGUCGCAGCUGUAAUCGGAACCUGCUGGGUACCCGGAGCCCUCGCCUUUACUCUCCCGGUACUUGGUACACAGAUCACCGCCGGUAUGCUCACAAUUGGUACUGGCAUUGCUGCCGGAACAGCAAGUUUAGCCGGCACCAUCGCGAAUGACAUUCAAGAUAGCAAGGAAUCUGAUGAACUGAGCGUGUUGGAAUUCUCGGAUUACUUACCGGUGAUGAAACAACUGGCGUUGAGCUCGCUGGAAUUUUCUCACAGCGGAACGUUUUCGAAUGGAAAGGUGAAUGGGAAUAGUGUGGGGACUUUGAAAGAUCUCCUCACAGGCGGUGCAUUCGCCGGCGACGAAGUCUUACAAGCUUAUGUUGGUGGCGAGAAUGGUCUCGACGGACUUUUUUCCCGCUAUGCAGCUAUCAAACUCCUGCAGGCAUAUUGGGAAGCGCAAAAUGCAUUUUUCAUCUACAUCCCAGAUGUCGUCAAAGAUUGUUCGGGAUGGCACGGUAAUACCGGUGGAAAGAAUGCUGGUGAUCCCAGAAGAUUUUGCGGCGAAAAGGGUAUGAUGAUUUUAGCAGGCGUUGACAACAACUCCAAGUUUUCUGCUCCGACGGGUAUUGAUAAUGGGAAGGUUGCUUCUAUUGGAGGAUUCAAUAUUCAACUCCAACAACUCUACGCCAGCACCUACAACAUGUACACCGGACAUGGCCUCGACGCCUACAAAGACAUCACCUGGCACAUGAACAACAUCGCACGUGAAUUCGUCGGCAACAAUGAUGCUAACAAAGCAUAUUCCACCGCUGGAUUUUUCACCUUGCCCGUCUGUGAAUUGAAAGGUUACAAUUGGAAACAGAGUGAUAACAUGCAUAAGGAUCCUCCUUGUGAUUGCCUAUGUGCCCAAGAUGCCUGGGGCCAUAAGUUCCUCGAUUAUGCUUCUCAGCCUAUCAAAGAUUGGUUGAAGAGUUGCCCACCGUGUUCUUAG